UCCCUGGAGCAAGAAAGGCACCCUCCAGCAGCCAAAAGGAAGCCCGAGAUGGGGGGGGGCAGGUGUUCAAAAUGCACAAGCUGGCAACCCAAAGCUGCCUCUGUCCCCUCCUAAACCAGCAGGCAUCGCCGUUCUGGGCCUCAGCUGGACGCUGCCAUGUCCGAGAGCACGGGCCUCAGCCUGCCCAGCCACGGGGCUGAGAGGAAGGCUCAAGGCAGCCCUCCCCCCGCCACCAACUCAUCUGCCCGUUCCAGUGGCCAAGGGGAAGAUUCCUCUCGGGAUCCUUUCCGGAUCCUCGUAUUUGACCAGGAGAACUUCCAGGGCCAGCAGACGGAGUUCACUGGCGAGUGCCCGAACCUGGAGGACUCCGGCUUCGGCCGCGUGCGCAGCAUCAUCGUGGUCUCUGGACCCUGGGUGGCCUUUGAACAGUCCAACCUGCGUGGUGAGAUGUUUGUCUUGGAGAAGGGCGAGUUUCCACGCUGGGACACGUGGUCCAGCAGCUGCCACAGUAACUAUGUGCGCUCCAUGCGGCCUGUGAAAAUGGAGUCCCAGGGACAGAACAUUCUCCUCUUCGAGAAGGCCAAUUUCAAGGGCAACAAAAUGGAAAUCCAGGACAGCGACGUGCCGAGUCUUUGGGUGCAGGGCUUCUGCGGCCACGUGGGGAGUGUGAAGGUGCCCAGUGGAACCUGGGUGGGCUACCAGUACCCUGGCUACCGGGGCUACCAGUAUCUCUUUGAGCCCGGAGACUUUGAGCACUGGAACAAGUGGCGGGCCUUCCAGCCCCAGAUGCAGGCCAUCCGACGCGUCCGGGACAUGCGCUGGGGAGCUAAAGGCUGCUUCCUCCCUCCUGAGAGCCCCCUCAGCUGA
This is a messenger RNA of Eublepharis macularius, 867 nucleotides long. It is a transcript of the gene CRYBB1, whose product is annotated as crystallin beta B1. Lineage: Eukaryota; Metazoa; Chordata; Lepidosauria; Squamata; Eublepharidae. Gene Ontology annotation, biological process: visual perception; lens development in camera-type eye. The record is from RefSeq and is a predicted model, not a curated record. Bases 157 to 867 code for a protein of 236 amino acids. The transcript has 5 exons. Gene Ontology annotation, molecular function: structural constituent of eye lens.